Lineus longissimus is the source of this 3144-nucleotide messenger RNA. RefSeq names its product metabotropic glutamate receptor 4-like. Gene Ontology annotation, cellular component: plasma membrane. Gene Ontology annotation, molecular function: adenylate cyclase inhibiting G protein-coupled glutamate receptor activity. Gene Ontology annotation, biological process: G protein-coupled receptor signaling pathway. The record is from RefSeq and is a predicted model, not a curated record. The transcript has 8 exons. Bases 8 to 1561 code for a protein of 517 amino acids. Lineage: Eukaryota; Metazoa; Nemertea; Pilidiophora; Heteronemertea; Lineidae.
AUGAAACAUGACGCUCAGGGCUCUCAUUCUUGUUCUCUUUGCCUUUAUUUCACCAGGAUGCACGCUGAAUCCGCUUGUCGCCGAAUUAGAGGGUGACGUGAUCCUUGGCGUGGUGCUGCCGGUACACCAGCGAACAGGUAUAAGCAACUGCGGCCGCAUCAGCAGCCACGGGAUACAAGCUAUGCAAGCUAUAUCCGAUGCCCUUCAUGAGAUCAACAGCCGGACGGAUUUUCCUCCUAUUGUGAUCGGAGCGGUCUUCCUUGAUACUUGUAACGUGCCAUUGAGGGCAGCUUCGCUUGUCAUGAGCCAUUUCCAACCUGAUGGAGUCCUGGGGAAUUUGGCGAACGUGCUCAAGAUCAGGUGUCCUUCAGGGCAGCAUCCAAACAUUCAGGCCGUCAGUGUGCUGCAGAAGGUGGUCGGAGUCAUCAGUGGAGCACGUUCAUUCGAAAACCACCGGUUGGCUACGAUCUCUGGACUACUCGGCAUACCUGUGGUGAGCUAUCGUUCAUCAUACAGACAGGUACCGCUUGGGGACAUCGCUCGCCUCGUUGGUAAUGAAGUACCAUUCUUGACCUCCUCUCCCGAUUUCCCCCUGGACGAGUCGCCACCAAUCUGUGAGUUACUUCGGCGACUUGAGUCGAACUAUGUGUCGUUGGUCACUGGAGAAGACUACGCCUCAUACAUGAUUUCCAAGGGGAUGGAAACAUGCCUUCGACGAAAUAGAAUCUGCAUUGCCGCCAGGUUAAUGAUGAAAGAAGAAAGCAGUCCACUUGAAUAUGAACAAAUCCUAGACGGUUUGAAUAGCCAUCCAUCAGCGAAAUACGUUAUUGUCAUCGACGGCAGGGGAAGCAAGAACGUGCGUGGUUUGUUUGCUGCCGCUAGAAGGCGCGGUCUGACUGGAAGGUUUCGAUGGUUGGACGGCAGUGGUUGGGGGGCUGACGGGUCCUUUGAUGUGACCGGUCUUGAGGACGUCAUCUUAGGCGCGAUUACGGUACAACCUCGGCCCAUUGAAGAUUUCAGAUUGAAGGAAAGUCAUUCUAGCCAGCCCUCUGUGUUCGCCGAGUAUCUAAAGCCCAAUAUUACCGAGGGUUUCAUUAACCCUGAGCUGAUCUACGCCCGGGAGGCUGUUUACGCCUACGCUUACGCCCUCAUGGGAAUGUAUCGAGAACUGUGCCCUGGUCGGCCAGCGGUGGGACUCUGCUCCAGAAUGUGGCCGAGUAAUGGGACAGUGCACCAGGGAAGCCAUCUCUACAAGAAGCUUAAAGAAGUACGCUUCUCCGAAGGUGCUGGCCAACCGUUCUACUUCAACAGCAGGAACGAGGGAAGAAAAAACCUCCUCUUGAAACAGUACACAAAGGUGGAUGGUCGUUACUCCUGGCAACAGAUAGGAACAUACGAAGACACUGCAGACUUGGAAACCAGGCUGACAAUCCAACCUAGCGCCUCCCAAGCUCUCGAGUCCUUGACGCCCUCCGUCUGCUCGCUUCCUUGUCAAAGCCACGAGCGGAAAUCUUACAUGACAUCCCCAGGCUGCUGUUGGAUAUGUGUGAAUGGGGACUAGAACAUGUACAAGCUGCCGACGCCAACGACGGAACAAACUGACCAGCCCGACACGAUCUCCACGCACCGAUUCCAACCAUCCUGCGGAAUGGCCCGCCUACCUCGAACGCCUGUAAGAGUCGAUUAAAAACUGGUUCCAAAUUCAUACAUGGGAUGGCGUUCGAGUAGACACGCUAUACAGCGUCCGUGUGACAAGUGACAGUCCAGUGACAUUUCAUAAUAACACUAAGCAUUUUUACAGACUGGAACCGGUCAAGUUCGGUCUCGUAUUGGCCUGGACGUGCACAGCCACACUUUUUCCCAUGGGAAAGGAUAGCAUGAGACGGUUCCUGGCUGAUGUUACAGCAAGUAGUGUACGAGGUUUUUGUAAUGGACCUGAAACAAUAACUCUCCAACCCGAGAUAAAAGCGUGUUUCGACCUUGUUAUGAGUGCGCUAAAGUCACCUCGAGUCUCGGCGAACUCGUGCUAAAGUCACCUCGAGUCUCGGCGAACUCGUGCAUGUACGACUAACCAGCCUGGUUACUCUCAGGUAGAACAAGCAUCAGUAAUUCGGUGCACGCUAAACUAUGCAUUCUUGGGAGCUUGCCAUAUCACCCUAGCCUAUUCACCAUAUUGAAAUUCGACGAGUUGGAAGUAUCAUUCCAUUCCCUGCUCAAAAUUUGUAAUCCGUACCUUCAGCAUGUCGCUGGUCAGUCAGACAAUGACAUCCUAAAUUGGGCAAUUGUAGCCCGAUCGACUGAGCUGUCGCCCACCGAUACCCUGUUCAAAUCUUACUAUUUCACCUCGCCUAAUAUAAGUUUACAACCAAAUCACCACUGUAGAAGGGUGUUGGCAGUUAAGCUGGCGUUGAGGUGUUAUCACUCUGAAAGUAUCAGUCCAGCUGCUAGUAAACUGGUCAACCGAUUGACACAGUCUACAAUGUAGACCAAAAAUGCUGUCAUAAAUUAAUGUUCAGGAUGUUUGUCCUUGAAUAUAUUGAUAUCCCUGAUUGGUAUGACCAUGAUGUUGCACAACACUUUAUUGUAAAUACGCGUUGGAGGUCAAAGAUUGUUAGGGACGGCUUAUAGAGACAGCUGAAGCCAGCAGAUAAGCAUCAGAGUUAUGUCACACCCCAAUAAAGCUUUAGCAAGUAGACCUAGGCGACUAAACACACACAAAAAACCAUGACACUAGAAUAAUCAGUCCGUGUUGAUUGAUGUUCAAAAGACAGUUUUGUUCCAUCGCAUAAGUUGCGGUUCCACUACAGCUAAGUCCGGACUACAUCCGAAUUAGUUGUGCUUCCAUUACAGCUAGUCCGGACUACACAAGUCCGGAUCUCACUAAGAGCGGUCUUAUUAAGUUCGGAUAGGACAAGCGGAUUUAAGCCGAACUUAGAAUAGACCCGGAUCUAAAGCAGAAAUGACCUGUUAUGGAACCGAUAGAUUUCACAAACCUGUGAUGUUCCCAAUCCGCCAUGAGUUUGUUCGGAUCGGUAAUGUCAUACUUGGGUAGUUUACUAAAUGGCAAUUUAACGACCAGGUGAUAUAUUUGUUAGGUUCAUCAGCUGUCCCGUAUGUACUAAACCCGUGACAUAUUCAAGCAGA